AUGGAAUCUGGGUUUGAACUUUGUUUCCCGGAGUCAGAGGUCUAUGCUGCACGGGGGGAUGCUCAUAAUCGAUUUAUGAAAGCGCAUUUUACCAACAGGGGUCACAUUACUUGCAAUGACUUAGAAAAUGCAUUCCUAAAGUCCGAAAGAGGAAGCGAGGACUCGUUCAAAUUGGGACUGCUGUAUUUUGUGGAGUUUGUGAUAAUGGAUUCUCUGUUGUUUGCUCCCGGGAAGAAAGAGAGUGAUGAAGUGAAUGAUGGGAAGGGAAAAGGACAUAAAAAAGGCAGAAACGCGGUGCGGAGUUCAGUGAGAAAAUGGAAGAAAAACGUGGAAGAUGAGAAGCCUAAAAGAAUUAACAGACCUUGA
Prunus armeniaca (apricot) is the source of this 366-nucleotide messenger RNA. NCBI's taxonomy places the organism in Eukaryota, Viridiplantae, Streptophyta, Magnoliopsida, Rosales, Rosaceae. The record is from the annotation of a GenBank genome assembly.